Suncus etruscus (white-toothed pygmy shrew) is the source of this 592-nucleotide messenger RNA. RefSeq names its product endothelin 2 (gene EDN2). Gene Ontology annotation, molecular function: endothelin B receptor binding; hormone activity. Gene Ontology annotation, biological process: intracellular calcium ion homeostasis; vein smooth muscle contraction; regulation of systemic arterial blood pressure by endothelin. The record is from RefSeq and is a predicted model, not a curated record. Lineage: Eukaryota; Metazoa; Chordata; Mammalia; Eulipotyphla; Soricidae. Gene Ontology annotation, cellular component: extracellular region. Bases 56 to 592 code for a protein of 178 amino acids. The transcript has 5 exons.
GGCCACGGGCAGACACCCUCACCGCUCCAGACCUGCCUUGCACUCUGCUGCUACCAUGGUCACCGUGCCCACCGCCUGGUGCUCUGUUGCUCUGGCCCUGCUCGUGGCCCUGCACGAAGGCAAGGGUCAGGCAACUGCCUCCUCAGAACACCCAGCACCAUCGGCUCGGGCACGCGGCUCCCACUUGCGGCAACGGCGUUGUUCCUGCAGCUCCUGGCUGGACAAGGAAUGCGUCUACUUUUGCCACCUGGACAUCAUUUGGGUGAACACUCCCGGACAGACAGCUCCUUACGGCCUGGGAAACCCGCCAAGACGCCGGCGCCGCUCCCUGCCAAGGCGCUGUGAGUGCUCCAGGGCCAGGGACUCCGCCUGUGCCACCUUCUGCCACCGAAGGCCCCGGAUGACAGCCAUGGAAGUUCCGGGAAGCCGGCCUCCUGCCAACAUGCUCCAGGCUGGCAAGACUUGGACCCAUGCAGGAGAACUGCUCCAGAAGUUGAGGGACAUUGCCACAGCCAAGAUCCAUUUUGCAAGACAAGAACAAAAGGCUCUGAGGAACUCCAGGCCUAUGCAGUCUAGGUGGAGGAAGAGAUAG